AUGGGCGCCGAAUGCCCUGCACACAUCAAGGCUGUCACAGAUAGGGAUGGCAAAGUGGAGGUUACGUACGUAGCGACGCACAUUGGCCACAAUGUCGAUUCUAUUCCUCGAAGUACCCAUCAAAUGGCCAAGAAAAGAAUCGCAAUAAAAAGAAUGAAACUGGAAGAAAAAAAUAAAUCAUUCAACUCAAGCAGUAUUCGGACUGAGCGGCUGCUAACUCAGCGGAAUGACAUUAUCGAAGAGUUGAACUGCAUUGAUCUCACUUCAGAAGGCUUCAAGGGCGACCGUAUCGAAAAGCUGCUCUCCAUGAUACGUAUAGCACUUGACCUGUUCAAGGAUGAUGAUCGAUCAAGCGACAAACGAACUCUUCCACAGCAGAACGGCAGCGAAAUGGUCGACGCCAGUAGACUUGUAAUGGAGGGCGAUUCAAGAUUCGCCGAAAUACCCUACCACCCGUUGAUGGACUGUCUGACACUUUCAGAAGCUUUUGUCGUGGUAGGAAAGCUAUACCCACAUGACCAGCCGUCGCAUGGCUAUCGACAGAUCAUCGACGAGGAGGUUCAAUACGACGCCGCCACUGGUCAGCCCAUUUGCGUCGAUGGAAAGGUGCUUCGGAAGUACCGCCUCAGCGACUACAAGUGGUUGACGCUGGGUGAAGUCCAGGACCAGGUGAUAUCCUUUGGCCGCGGCCUGGCCGCCAUUGGCAUGCAGGUCGACGACCGGGUGACCAUCUUCUGCGAGACGGGCAUUCACUUCUUCAGCGCAUUGCUCGGAGCGAACCUUUAUGGCGGUGUUGUCGUGACGCUUUUUCACACUCUGAACGAUGACGGCCUGGUGCACGGCGUCAAUGAGACCAAUGCCAAGUUUAUCGUCACCAGUUUUGAGUUGCUGGAUCGAAUUGCCAGCUUUGUUCAACACUGUCCGAAGGUGGAGCAUGUCAUAUACUAUGAAGGUCCGAAAAAGCAGAAGAACAUCAACUUGCCGGAGCACAUUAAAGUGUGGACCUUCUCGCAGCUGCUCUGCCUUGGCCAUUCUGAGCCGUACCGCGACAUGAAGGCGUGCCCCCUUCCGCCAAAAGCAAUCCAAUUAAUCAUGUACACAUCGGGUACGACAGGAGUGCCGAAAGGCGUCGUGGCGACCGGUGCGCAGAUCAAAGAGUCUGCCAUGGCCUGCGGCCAGGUGGUGCGUGACAUCAUUCCCGAGGGCCCAAAACACAUCUACAUCGCCUACCUCCCACAGGCGCACAUUCUUGAGCUGUCCAUUGAGAUGUUCCUCUUCAUUGGCGGCGUCAAGAUCGGCUACGCCACGCCUUUCACUCUGAAUGAGUCGGCGCCGGGGCUGCUCGAAGGCCAGGUCUGCGACUUGCAGCUGCUCAAACCGACGGUGAUGACGGCAGUGCCGCUGGUGCUCGAUCGAAUGCAGAAGGAGAUCUACCUGAAGUUGUCGCAGAGGACGCCCUUCUCCACGGACAUCUUCAACUACCUGAUUGACUACAAGUCCUACUGGAUUCAGAAGGGCUACCAGACGCCAAUCGUCAAUCAGCUGCUGUGCGGCAAAAUCCGCGAGCAAUUCGGCAAUCGCCUUCAGUUUUUAGUCGUCGGUGGAGCGCCCCUCGCACCAAAGCUGCAAACGCUGAUUCGAAAUUCGCUAGAGAUUACCCUCAUUCAGGGGUACGGCACCACAGAGACUACGGGAGGUUGCUGCUGUAUGGACUUUAACGAUCUCACCUACGGACGAGUCGGUGCUCCGUUGAAUGGCGUUCGAGUGCGUCUGGCUGACUGGCAUGAAGGCGGCUACUCCAUACUGGAUAAGCCUAAUCCAAGGGGAGAGCUGCUGGUUGGUGGGAAGAUGAUCUCUCAGGGGUAUUAUCAACUGGAGGAGCAGACGAGGGAAAACUUCUUUGAUGAGGAUGGCUUCCACUUUUUUGUCACCGGCGACAUUGGAGAGAUGUUUCCGGACGGAACUAUUAAGAUAAUCGGUAUGUUCAUAGAUGGAUGGAUGUUAUUAGUCAUAACAAUCAGCACGUGCAUCAUUGCUCUUCAUUUGAAUGACAUAAAUCACACCGCACACUGA
Messenger RNA from Rhagoletis zephyria (snowberry fruit fly), 2073 nucleotides. The record is from RefSeq and is a predicted model, not a curated record. Lineage: Eukaryota; Metazoa; Arthropoda; Insecta; Diptera; Tephritidae.